Messenger RNA from Chiroxiphia lanceolata (lance-tailed manakin), 2490 nucleotides. RefSeq names its product leucine-rich repeat-containing protein 37A3-like. Gene Ontology annotation, molecular function: protein binding. The record is from RefSeq and is a predicted model, not a curated record. The coding region runs from base 1 to 2061 and encodes 686 amino acids. The transcript has 13 exons. Lineage: Eukaryota; Metazoa; Chordata; Aves; Passeriformes; Pipridae.
AUGGACUUCCUCACACGUGUCGUGCGUGCUCUGCUCCUGCUGGCCCUGCUGCUGGCAGUGACUCCCUGCCCAGGAGAGUCCAAGGAGCUCUGCCCGCACCCCUGCCGCUGCCAGAGGCGUGGACUGCUGGACUGCCGCCACGCCGGCCUGGCCACCGUGCCCCCGGCCACCCCCCGACGGGCCCUCACCGUCCUAGAUUUCACUGGCAACUCGAUUGCUACUUUGGCUAAACAAGCAUGGAAGGAAUACCCCUGGACUGAGACUCUAGUCCUCAGGGACAAUGAGCUGCAGGCAGUGAAGAGCCAUUCCCUGGAGGGGCUGUUCCUGCUGAAGCACCUGGACUUGUCUGGCAAUAGGAUCCUGUUGAUUGAGGAAGGUGCUUUUGAGCCACUGCCUUUCUUGAGGCUUCUAAACCUCAGUGGGAAUGGCCUCACACAGAUCCACAGCGGCACUUUCCAGGCAUGGCACGGGAUGCAGUUUCUAGAGGAGCUGAUCCUAAGCCACAACCCCCUGACCGUGAUUGCUGACACAGCAUUCUUCAAGCUGCCUUCAGUCAACUAUUUGGACCUGAGUGCAACUCAAGUGACUCCGCAGACGUUGCUGCUGCUCCUGCAGACAACAGUGCACUUGGAAACCCUCAAACUGCCCAGUGAUGUGGCCUGCUGCCUCUGCCAGGAGCAUGCCAGCACCGAGACCCCGUGCAGGACCAUCCAGUUCCUCUGCCAGAACCUGUGCAGCAGCAGCAGUGCCCAGUGUGCUGCUCACACAGGUCCUGUGGCACAGACACAGGGAGAAGUAAUGGAAGUGGAGCCCUCCGGAAAAGCAAAGAGCAGCCCAGUAUUGAACCUCAGGGCCAAGGAGCCUUCGCUGGGAGACCAUGGAACUGUAACUCUUGGGGUUGCCCUGACCCUGAGCAGCACUGAGGGGGAUGUCAGCAGCCUCAAGGAUUCCAGAGCAAAUUCAUAUCCCCCUGAGCACCUCUCCAGGCAGGAAGGCAAAACAGCUGAUGAUGAUGUCAAGAAUAAUCUGCACAAGGCUAAAAACAUCAUGACUGUGAAAAGCAUCGUCUCACGCCAGCCCCAGCCUGUCAGGGAGAAGGAUGCGGAGCAAAAGUCAAUCAUAGUCUGGGAACGAAAGCAGAAGGGCUCCCAUUUGAACUGGCAGGCAUUAAACCCCUGGGAUGGAGCUGGUGGGUUAAACCCCACCGAUGAAGACUCUGUCUUUGGACACCACAAAGGUGUGGAUGUAGCUCCAUCUCCAAUACGGAAAUACAUUUGGAAAAAGAAAGAACACAAGAAGACCGACAGCCAGUAUUGGGUUGGCCAAAAUCUGCUUUUCUACCAGGCGUUGGGCCCUGCCAAAGCCCAGGGAGAGCCCACAGGCAGAGAAAGCAAAGCCCAGCAGGGUCUAAACAGGAACCUGGAUUUUCUGUCUGACCCGCUGGUUAACAACGGCCCCGCUGCAAUCAGCAGGGUAGAGGACAGGGCUGAAGGAGAGCCUUCCUCUCCAGGAGAGGACUUUGAAACCACGGUCGAUCGUUCCCUGCGCUUGCUGGUGCCGGACGAAGGCCUGCGGAUGUUCAUGGCCCACAUGGAGCGAGCCCUGAGGACGGACUGCAGCCUGCCCGGGCUGCAGCUGGCCUGUGCCAAGAUGGUCUCCAAGACUGGGCUGCUUAUAAAUCUCCUCAGCAAGAGACAAGAGAGCGAGGGAGCCUCUGCUUUCACCAGACAGUGUCUUCUGCGAGGGAACAUCUCCAGACGCACAACCUUGGAGGAGGGCAAGGAACACAGAAAGGAGCAGAAAGCAAUGAAACAGUCCCGGGAGAGAUUCCAGUUUGCGAUAUUGGUGUUGAUCUUCUAUGUUACAUAUUUCAUAUUGCAUUGUCUCAUUGAGAUAUGCUCCGAGCCUCAUGAAGAUGAUUUCCAACCCCGAUGCUGUAGGAAAUCAUUGCUGAGAAGAUGGAAGAAGCUUGAUGAAAUGCCUUUGCCCAGAGCCAAGAUGCUCCUGGCCGGACGCUGCCCUGCCUCCAGCCCCCCAAAAUCUGGGCCGCUGACUCCGUGACCCCUCUCUGCAGAGAGGAUGCUGCAGGUGGCUGCCGUGCUCAGGACACCCUGAGGAGCCUCCCUGGGACCUGGGAAAGGGGGUGGGAUGCCCUGGGACCCUCCAAGCUUCUCCCUGGGGACCUGGGAACAGGGGGGUGGGAAGAGGGAGGUGGGAUGGGUUAGAACCCCCAUAGAUCUCCCUGGGGACCUGGGAACAGGGGGGUGGGAUGCCCUGGGACCUCCAAAGCUCCUCCUUAGGGAAUAGGAAGAGGUGAUCCAGGCAGCCCCCGGUGUCCUGAGCAGCCGCUGCCGCCGCGCAGGCUCCGGAGCGCGCAGCCUUGCCAGGGCUGCAAUGUCCAGGGGGUCAGCACGUGUGGCAGAGUCCCCUCCCCGCAGCCCCUUUUGUUCAGCUGGUUUUGUCUUUCCCGGUUGGGAAUGCUCUCCCAAU